CGGAAGUGACGUGGUUGCCGCAGCAGAAGAACCGGAAGUGUUCUGAGUCGGUGACAGUCUGCAGAAAUGGAGGCCCCGGAGGUUAAACGCUCCGGUGAGGAGGGAGAGGAGGACUUCCAUGACUGUACCGAGGAGCUUGUGGGAGCUAGUGGGGUGUCUGAGGAGGAGGGAGAGGCGACCGUGCAGAAGGAGGAGGUGGUAGAAGUUUCUGGAAGUGAAUCGCGGGAUGGAGAAGCUGUGUGUGCCGAGGAGGAGGACGGGGCUGUACCAAGAGGAGAUGAUGUGGAGGUGGAUGAGAAUAUCCUGAUGGAGAUGGAGAAGGAUAUGACUGAGGAGGAGAGAGAGGAGAGGAGAAGCGAGAGCACUCGAUUGAAAGAAGAAGGAAAUGAGCUCUUCAAGGGAGGAGAUUAUAUCAAAGCUGAAGACAUUUACUCUCAGGCUCUUCAGAAGUGCCCGGCCUGUUACCAGAAAGAAAGAGCUAUUCUGUAUUCUAACCGAGCGGCUGCCAGACUGAAACAGGACAAGACAGAAUCUGCACUAACAGACUGUACAAAAGCAAUAGAAUUGAAUCCUGACUAUAUCCGGGCAUUGCUGCGGAGGGCCGAACUGUACGAGAAGACUGAUAAGCUCGAUGAGGCACUGGCAGAUUACAAAUCAGUCCUGGAAAAAGACUUGUCCUGUCGCCAAGCCAGAGAGGCCUGCAUGCGUUUGCCCAGGCAAAUCGAGGAAAGAAAUGAGAGAUUAAAGGAGGAAAUGAUAAGUAAAUUAAAGGAUUUAGGAAACCUUGUCCUCAAGCCUUUCGGACUUUCCACAAACAACUUCCAAGUCAACCAGGACGCUACGACCGGCUCAUAUUCAAUCAACUUUGUGCAAAAUAGUAACAAUAACAGAUGAUGAAUACGUGUUACAUGGUCAGGAUAGACUUGAGCCUCCUUGGCUGUCCCGGUCUGGAUACCUAGCUUUUUUUUUAAAUCUUUUUUUCCCAUCAAUUUUUUUGCUUUAUCAUUUCAUACCUGGCUGUGAUUUGGUGUAAGCAGCUGUUCAUGCUUUCAUACCCCAUUUGUCCAUCACACUUGUAUACCAGUGUUUUUAUUAUUGAGAACUGUUAUAUAAAUUAUUCAAGGGAGAAAAGAAUCCCUAUCGAUCUCUUCUACAGUGGAACCAAUAGAGAGCAAACAUUUGUCAGUGAGAUCUAGAAUGAAACCAACCAUUGCUUCCUAAUACAGUGCCUGAAAAUGCAAGUACUCAAAUGCAUUCUUCUUUAUCUAUGGUAAUGCUGUCAUUUUACCCUGUAGAUAGGGUGUCAUUUGUUUCUCUAAGCAAGGGGGAAAAAUUCACCUUUCAUUUUCUUUUUGGACAGAUCUUCUAUUACAACCCAGAGCUGCGUGCAUAAUUCUUCUGGUUGUUAUUAAAGACAAUGAACUUAUCAUCAGACAAUUCCCUAACAGCUUAGGCGGCUUUCACACUGCCAUUGCUCCCCGCCGAGAACGGCUAUCAGUCAUUUUUUUUCUGAGUUUAAAGGGUACCUUUCAU
Messenger RNA from Hyla sarda, 1533 nucleotides. It is a transcript of the gene TTC1, whose product is annotated as tetratricopeptide repeat domain 1. The coding region runs from base 67 to 894 and encodes 275 amino acids. The record is from RefSeq and is a predicted model, not a curated record. The transcript has 7 exons. Gene Ontology annotation, molecular function: protein binding. Lineage: Eukaryota; Metazoa; Chordata; Amphibia; Anura; Hylidae.